GUCACAUGACAGUGGUGGGAAGUGGGGGGGCGGCUGAGCAGGCGCCUAGCUAGGAGGGGGUUUGUUGCAAGCGCUGCGGGGGUUGCAGUGAGCGACGCGCCACUAUGGUGAGUAAGAAAAAAAGAAGGGGGUGGUAAAGAGGGGUGGGGGUGGGGGUCGCCCUGGCAAGAGGGGCUGCUCAGGCCUCCUCCUCCUCCGCAGUCCUUUCUAUGGGGCAAGGCUGUUGGCCUGGCUGUUGUUGGUUAGUCACCCCCCUCCCCAAUUAAAUCUAUUAAGCCUUAUCAGUUAAUUGGGUCUAUUUAUAUCGCCAACGUUAAGUGUUCUUUGGGUGCAUUGCAGUCAAAAUGAAACUGCAGAGCUGGACUACUGCAAUGUGCUUUCCGUGGGGCUGCAUCUUGAAGACGGCUUGGGGAACUUCAGUUGCUGCCAAAGGAAGCUGUCAGGGCGCUAAAAGUGAACGGGACGGGAGGUUUGAACACGCGACAUGACUUUUGUGUUUAGUUGUGCUGACUGCUGGUGUGUUUCUCAGCGCAACUCAAAAGGGCUGGUAUUAACCUUUAAGCCCCCCAAGCCCACCUUUCCUCAACCUCUGGAACAGGUGUGGGCGACCUUUGACCCUCCAGAUGUUGCUGAAGAACAACUUCUGUGGUCUCUGACCAUUGGGCAUGCUUGCUAAGGCUUUGGGAGUUGUAGCGCAGGUUCCCCGCUGUUGCUCUAGAGAUGUUUUGGGCUGUAAUUCCCAGGUAGUGCAGCUGUGCUGACCUGGACUGAUGGGAGGGCACAUUGUUGGGGAAGGCUACCCUAAAUUGGUUGGGAAUGAAUUACUUAAAGAUUGCCUGCACUCCUGCGAUACUGCCUGUAAUCCAAGACUUGGAUAUGUGCUUGUGCACUGACUGGAGAAUUUGGUUAGGUUCAUUAGCAUUCACCAGAAGACCUUGUUGGUGGUGGCCUCGCAGUUGUGGAAGUUUUCCGGUUAAUAUUUAUUUGGACCCCUUCACGUCAGGCGUUGAGAAUGUCUGCCAAACUUCUUACUAAUACCUUUCCUUAAGAGAAUUUUGGUGAUCUUAAGAAUCUCUUACACAUCUGUCUUCGGCCACUCAGUGCUUUGUACUGUAAUGUUCAUUUUUCUCCAUGGCUUUAUAAGGGAUUGGCUCUGAAAAGGGACGAGCAUAUAACACAUCAAUAUUAAAAAUGCAACAAUAAUUGAACAUUUUAAUGCCACUCUUUAUUGUUUCAGGUUCAGGACAGUGUACAGCAUAAAACAUUUAUUUUAUUUUUUAAACCCCCACAAUACACACUUCAAAAAAAGAAGUUGAGCACAAUCCUAAGUAUGUUUACUAUUGAGCUCAAUGGGGGUUUAUUAUCUUCAAGAAGUGUGCUUAGAAUUGCACUCUACAACUAAAGUAAUUUAAACUGCUAAAUUAAAAGACCAUUUGAAUUAAAGAAGUCUCAAGUUCAUGUGGAGCUGCAAAGGCCCUGCUUAGCUAGCAAAUACUUUUUCCAGAAAAGGGAAGCAGUAAAUAGCCCCAGGUGUGGCUUCCUUCAUGACUAAUGCUGCCAUCCUGUGGGAGCCUACUCAGAAGUAAGCCCCACACUAUCUAGUAGUGCCCUGGUAAGUACAGAGUCUUGCAGCACCUUAAAAUACUGAGAUGUUAGGGUAGGGCUGAUGGGAAAUGGGGGUCUGGCAACAUCUGGCGGUCCAAAGGUUCCCUGCUCUUACAUUGGGUGCUUUGUGUACAUGGAAACUUCUUCAUAUGCAGAUACAGAAAUAACAUACAAAAGAGAGGAACAAAUGUGAAAUCUGGGUCAACAGUAAAGGUUAUGAAUUUGAUGGGCUCGUGAGAGAGCCAUUCAUGCCUUGGAGUCGUUUAUAUUUUUUGUUACCAUGUGUGACUUAAGACCUUGUUAGGUGUUGCAUCAGCGGUUGGGCAUCUGAGUGGUCAAAUACUGUGCAAAUAUUUUAAAAUUGUUAGAACAUCAGAACAAUGAAAAAGUUACCUCGAUCAACAACCAGGUUUGAUAUAUAUGCUAAUUGCAACCCCCCCCCCCAAAGUCCUACAUAAGUUUGUGCAAACAGGAACUCCUAGAUUUGGGUAGCUUUCUUGCGUACCAUUCUUUUGUUGGAAAGGCGCCUUCUUUGAGCCCAAAGAGACCUCUUCCUCUGGUGUUGGGAUAGCCAACAUGGAGUCUUCCAGAGAUUAUUGGACAACAACUCCCACCAUCCCCACCUUUUGGAAGCACUGGCUGGGGCUGAUGGGAUUUGUAAUCCAAAACAUCUGAUGAGUAUCACUUUGAGGAAGACUGCAUUAUGCAGCUGCAUGGAAAAGCUGGCAUUGAGGUAGAUCAGUGAUGGCCAAACUUGGCCCUCCAGCUGUUUUGGGACUACAAUUCCCAUCACCCCUGACCACUGGUCCUGUUAGCUAGGGAUGAUAGGAGUUGUAGUCUCAAAACAGCUGGAGGGCCAAGUUUGGCCAUCACUGAGGUAGAUGGUUGGAGGUCAGGAACACUAUUGAAUCUUGAGCUGAGGAACUUAAAAGCUCUGAGUGUGUUUGAAAAUGGUAGGGAUGAAUAAUCUUCAGAUCAGAGCAGGGAUAAAUCAUCUUCACUCAAGGAGCAUGUUGAAAUGGCUGGACCAAGAGUGAUGAUUAAUUUGUCAGCUUAUUCUGCGUGGUUGAUUGCCUUGCUGGCUGUUAUGAUCAUCAUUGAAGGUCUUCCUCUUGGUGCCUGCACCAUCAGAUGUGACAUGGGUGGCAUCCUCGUUUCUGGAACCCUCCCCAUUUCUAUUCAUCCGGCGCCAACUGUAAUUUAUAUAGUUAAUUUAUCAGGAUAUAUACUUGUCCCCACCACCAGAAUUCCCAGGGUGGCUUCCAGAAUAUGAAAGUACAAUAAAGCAAAUCAGGUUAAUGGUCUUUGGGUGUCGGCUAGAAACACUUUUGCUUAUGGGGACAUUCAGAGGCCUUGACAUAGAGUAGCUGGACCAUGCCAGCAGGGGCUGAUGGGAGUUGGAUACCAAAACAUCUGGAGGGCACCAGUUUGGACUCCCAACUCCCAUCCGCUCCAGCCAGCACGAUUGUGCAGAAGGGUACCAGUUUGGUGAAGGCUGGGUGAAGACAGUGUUCUUCAACCCUAAGUCCCCAGAUGUUGCUGGACUACAACUCCCAUUAUCUCUGGUGAUCGGCUAAGCUAGCUGAGGAUGAUGGGAAUUGUAGUCUAACAACCUCUCGGGACCCAAAGUUGAGGAAUACAAGAAUAUUUAGAUUGCAGCCCUGUACUCACUCACCUGAGAAUGAGUGAACUAAAUGGGCUUUACUUUUUAAGUAGAGACAAGCUUGCAGUUUGGGUCUCCACUGUGUUUUAUGUUUUAUGUUGCAUUGUUUGAAAACUUAGAUUGUCAGGUUGUCCUGAAAAUGUGUCUUAAAUGAUACACUUUUAAAAAUAUAAACUAAGAGUGUUGGGCGUGUUUUCAAGAAAUGAAGGAAAUGAGUCAUGAUUGUUAGCUGUCAGUAUACAUAUGGCUAUAGAAUAUAUUUUUUAAGAUUACUGAAAGAUACGGGGGCGGGCGGGGAGACUAUAACAGCAUGGACUUCUAAAAGCAAAUGUACUUCACAGAGUACAAUUAUUCAAAAUAAUAUACUUGGAACAUACCGUAAUUGGCUUUCUACACUAAAAUAAAUGCAUUUCCUCUGCAAUUUUGGUAAAUCAUUGAAUGUGGUAACCAAGAAAAAUAAAACCAUUAUAAAAGUUGGCUGUAUUGGCAUUUCAUUAAAUGGAAACAAGGAAACUUUGCAAGACAAGACUUUCUAGGCUAGACUUUCUUGUGCUACCUUGGAAGAAAAUCCCAUGUGUUGACACUCUGCAGGACCUUAUUUACUUACUGUGAGGUGUUUAUAUCUUGCCAUUCAAUCAAGGAAUCCUCAAGGUGGCUUACAACAGAUUGCACCAAUACAGGUCAAACAAAGACCGCACGUCCAGCCCCACAGCCUUCAGUUCUUUGGCCGGUGGGUGGGGUGAGAGUGUGCUUCUCUAUGGCCAUAAUGGACUUUCUACUUUUACAUCUGCAGUCCCAGGUCCUUGCUGAUCCUAGCGUCUGGUUGUCUUUGCCUACUCUUGGGCAGCUAAGUGCAGCAUUCUCCAUCAGUGAUCACCAGUAGCGUUGGUCGUACAAGAAAUCACCAUUAGCUUAUUCCCACAAUGGAUAAUUAACUUAAGAAAUUUGUUGCCGGGAGAUGGGCUCCUGGGCCCCUAAACUCAGGUUAUUUUAAAAGAGAAUUAGACAAAUUUAGGGAGCAGAGGGUGAUCAGCUGCUGCCUUAAAAGACCUCCCCCUUUCCAUAAGGUUCUAGGUGGGGUUACAACAGUAUGAUGUACAGUUAUGAGAACAGAUGGAACCACUGCAAUUAGGAAAGAAGGAGAGUUGUUCCAAGUGGAAUGGAGCCGUAUAAACGACAUUUAGCCAUGUGACCUUAUUUAAGAAGUUCCUUACCUGCCCUUCACCACAAGGUUGCAGAGUGGAUCCCCAACCAUACAGUAAUGAACCCAAUAAAGCAAAUGAAAGGAUGUACAUCAGGCAGCAGAGGUAUAGGGAUCCUGUGUUGUUCGAAGAUUGCACGCCAGUGGAAAUGAAUUCCUGGGGGGCAACAGCAGGGGAGAAUGGUAGCUUCCUAGAAGCCUACAAGGAGGGCUUGAAGGUUUCUGAUUGGUUUCUGGUUGGGGGAAGCGGGGUGAUGGACUAGGUGGAAUAUCACUCUGACCCAGCAGCUCCUGCUCCUAUGUUCUUGCUAGGAAGUAAUCACCUGUUUCCCUUACCCCUUUUUCCUAGCCGACUACACAGCAGUCUCCUCAGGAUGAGCAAGAGAAGCUCCUGGAUGAAGCCAUUCAAGCUGUCAAGGUCCAGUCCUUCCAAAUGAAGCGGUGUUUGGUAAGAACUGUGGGGCUUGAAUCCCUUAAUAGUUUGGGCCCAGAGUUCUUCAACCUCAGGCCCCUCAGAUGUUGUUGGACUGCAGCUCCCAUUAUCCUCAGCCAGCUGUCGUUGAUGAUGGGUGUUGCAGCACAGCAACAUCUGGCCCAGUGUCUGUUAAGGAGCGCCAUCUCCCCUAUGAAGCUACCACUUACUAAGGUCUGCCAAGAAGACCCAUCUCUUCAAGGCAAUGCAGAACACCACAGGCUGCUGCUCUGGAGUAUUCUUCCCCAAAGGCUGCCUCUCCAACCAUUUUUAAGCAUAAAAUUACAUUUCUUGUUCUUCUCAAUUCAUUGAUUUCUGACAUUGUGUUUUCAGCUUCUGCUGUUUUAUUUGUGUUUUGUGUUUUAAUUUUAUUUAUCUUUGGAUAUAAUCUUACUGCUGUAAAACUGCCUUUGAAUGCCUAUUCAAAAUAGUGGCCUAGAUGUCAUAUCAAAAAUAUAUUUCGGGUUGUUCUGGAAGGGUGAAUUGGCAGGAUGCUCCUUGACCUCCAGAGCACUGGAUAUUCCUGAAAGUUACAAAAGGCAGUCACUGCCUGGAGGGGAACUAACUGGGAAAUGAGAUGUGCGACCAAUAAUCUUACUUUUAAAUGUUUUGUUUUGUUAGGACAAGAACAAACUAAUGGAUGCCCUGAAACAUGCUUCUAACAUGCUUGGUGAGCUGCGGACUUCAAUGCUUUCACCAAAGAGCUAUUAUGAGCUCUGUAUCCUCUUGAGACUUACCUUACAGCUAGCUGAGUCUUGUUUGGGGUGAUGGUGAUAGGGAGGGAAUGAACUUGGAACAACACCUGCAGAUGGAGGAACAAUGGGAGUGAUUUUCUUGCUCAUCGUAUGAUCCAAAUCCCUGCUUCCAUGCAGGGAAUCCAGAACUGUAUUAUUUAUUACAUUUCUCAAGGUUGGGUUAGCAUAGUGGUUCUCAAACUUUUUCAGACUACCGCCCCCUUGGUUCCACAAAUUAAUCCCCAGUGCCCCCAUCCCUAUUAAAAGCAUUAUUCAGAACAGCGGUCUGCGCAACUCACUAGGGAUCAUAAAAACAUAAUAACAUUUACGCGCACAUUUAUUCGAAAUCCAGUUGAGCCAUUAAGUUGAAUUAAUUCAGCAUAAUUGAUGAACUUGAUUUAGUGAUACCAGCUAAUAGUUAUUUACAUCUCCAGCACUCCCUGCCAUCCGCUUGCCUCCUAGGUAAUCCCACCACCUGCAAAGGUUGGUACAACUCACUUUGGGAACCAUUGGAUUUCAAAGUCUUUCCCUCUUCCUCUUGCCUAGCUAUCUCUGCUUGAAGACUUGAACCUUUUGCCCUCUGAAAUGUCAGCGCCUUCCUUCCCGCUGUCCCCUUCACCUGCUUUAAAUUCUGAACUCUUCCAGGGCUACUGAUUUUCCCUUGGUAUUUCUGGGUAGUCACACACCCACACAGCAUAUCACCUACCUGCUGCUCUAGUCUGAAUCCUUAACCGCAAGGAAAAGAUAUGGCGAUCUCCGAUGAGCUACACUACCUGGAGGUGUACCUGACGGAUGAGUUUGCCAAGGGAAGGAAGGUGACGGAUCUCUAUGAACUGGUGCAGUAUGCUGGAAACAUCAUCCCGCGGCUGUAAGUAAAUAAGAAUCGAGGGUGACGUCUUGCGUUCUGGGCCCAGUAAUCUGCUUUCUGCAACUGCAGUAGCUUUUCCAUAUCACCUGAAAUUUUCUUGUGGUAGAAGGGAGCAUUGUUUGGUGGGCAGCAAGUAAGUGGCCUCACUUGGGCAGAUGUUUUGGACUACAACUCCCAUCACCCAUAACAACCACACAAUGGGAGUUGUAGUCCAAAACAUCCAGAGAGUACAGCGCAUGAGAAGGUUGCUUUUGCUUCUGUGAUUUCACUUAAGUAUCCUUAACCAUUUCUCUUUCUCCUCCCUCCUCCCCUAGAUAUUUACUCAUAACCGUUGGGGUUGUCUACGUGAAGUCCUUUCCUCAGUCCAGGAAGGAUAUCUUAAAAGACCUAGUGGAAAUGUGCCGUGGUGUUCAGCACCCUCUGAGGGGCCUGUUUCUGCGCAACUAUCUCCUUCAGUGCACGCGGAACAUCUUGCCUGAUGAUGGGGAACAGACAGAGUAAGGAGCCUGGUGGGGCAGAAGUGGAGCUUUCAUAAGUGUGUUGCGUGUGUUUGGUAGGCAGACACUGGAGCAAAGCUGCCUGUUCCCCAGGCAUGGGCUGAGGUCACCUGAGGGUAGCAGCAGCAGGUGCAAUUACCGUAUUUUUCGCUCUAUAAGACGCACUAGACCACAAGACGCACCUAGUUUUUGGAGGAGGAAAACAAGAAAAAAAAUAUUCUGAAUCUCAGAAGCCAGAACAGCAAGAGGGAUUGCUGCGCAGUGAAAGCAGCCAUCGCUCUUGCUGUUCUGGCUUCUGGGAUAGCUGUGCAGCCUGCAUUCGCUCCAUAAGACGCACACACAUUCCCCCUUACUUUUUUGGAGGGAAAAAGCGAGUCUUAUAGAGCAAAAAAUACGGUAGUUACUGGAAGAGAGGUCACCUAAGACCCCUGUGUCUUGGUUCCAAGAUGGAAGAUGGUGGAGUGUAAAUCCAAUCAGUCCAAUCAGGAGCUACCAAUUUCACCUCUGAUAACAGCAAUGGCUCCCAACUUGGGCAGCUUUCUAAGCAGAUUAGACAAAUUCAUGGGAGGAUAAGGCUGUCAAUGGCUGCUAGCUGCCAUGGCUGUAUUAAGAAUAUAAGAGGAGCCUGCUGGAUCAGGCCAGCAUCCUGUUCUCUCAGUGGACCAAGCUGAUGCCCCUAUGGAAAGCUGGCAAGCAGGACCAGAGCACAGACGCAGUCUCCAGCAGCUCUUGAGACCCAAGAUGCUGAGUUAGAUGGGCCCUUGGUCUGAUCCAACAGGGUUUCCGUGCAGUUUGCCAAUCAUUUGAGGUUCCUUUUCCAGGCUGCAGAGCGGCCCAGAAAGUCUUCCAGGAUCAUCUUUCUCAGUUCAGCUCAUCUUCUGGCAGAUUCCCAUGUGGGAGUGAACACCUCACCCAUUCUAGUUCUGCUUAAAAUAUUUAACUUGAAGAGUUAGCGUUACAACUUAUACAACUGCUGGUCUAAGGAAAACAAAGUAAGAAACUUUUUACAGAGAAUCCUUCCUUCCUGUCUGCUCUGGACAGAGUAAUACCCACCUCUUUCAGAGCCCGUCUAAUAUAGAAGUCGGUUGCUGGGGAGAAAACUUGUUGCUAGGGGCAAAACUGUGCAAGGAUCAUUUCAAGCCUUAUUUUUUAGACUACACUUACACAGAGCUCUUCUGAUGUUCUUAAGUCGUGGUUGGGCAGGGGAAGGGAGGAAACCUGGCUCUCUGCUUUGGGACGUUUGCCAGCUAUGCAAGUUGCUUCCCAGGAAGCUGAACAUUGCAAGUUGGUUGCAUUCUUUCGCUUUUGUUCCUUGUUUAAGAAACAAAAUAGCUUGGCCCUCCCUCCAAAGUUAUGAGCUGAUCUUCUAUUGCAGCCCCAGGGGUAGAACGUGCUCCUCUAGCCUUCUCUCUCCGGCCUUGGGACUCUUACCGAGGGCACGGCCAUCACUGGCCCUGCCAUUUUCUCUCCUGGAGUGUUUUCUGCAGGGUGGAAUGUGUCCUUGAAUUCUGAGAAGGACUCUUGUUUACCUGGAUGGAAGAUAGAGAGGGUUGUGUGUGUGUGUAGAAACUAGCCUACUGUACAACAGCUAAGUUUGUAUUGAUUUAUUUGCCUACUUUUCCUUGAAAGGAAAGGACCCCCCCUUCACCCCAUUGCCUGAUAUAUUGUCAUGCACAAAACCUCCCUAGCUGAGCACUUUUAUGGGAAGAGACUAUGUACAGGAGCACAGCUUCAUGUCCAUGAAAAGGACACUCACAUCUUGUUUGGAAGAGAUGCAAAUUGUAUGUUACAGUGUGCGGCUUUCUCCCUAAUCCGGCACAGGCUUUUAAAAUGGAGUGGUUCCCAGCGUGUGUUUAAAUCCAGACAGGGGUUCUUCAAGCUGCAUAUAUUUAGCCCAAAGAGGGCUCUUUUUAACGAGCAUCUCUCUUCGUGGUUCAAAGAGGAUGCUGCUUUGUUUUAUUUAAAAUAUGGAUUUGACCCUCAUCUUGAAAGCAAAUCCUCUCUGUCCUCCUGAACAUCCGUAAAAAGGAAGUGCUUGCUCUCUUGACUUUACAGCGAAGAAACGACCGGAGACAUCAGCGAUUCCAUGGACUUUGUGCUGCUGAACUUUGCUGAGAUGAACAAGCUCUGGGUGCGAAUGCAGCACCAGGGGCACAGUCGUGACAGAGAGAAGAGGGAGCGCGAGAGGCAGGAGCUGAGAAUCCUGGUGGGAACCAACCUGGUUCGGCUGAGUCAGCUGGAAGGGGUCAAUGUGGAGAGAUAUAAGCAGGUGAGAUGGUUUCUUGGCUUGGCUUGGCUCCAGUUCUGAGUGGGCCUUUUCAGGUGUGGCUCCCUGCUUGUGGCAUGCUCUUCUGUAUUCAGGCACACCUGGUGCCAUCACUGUGUCUAUUUCUAGGCAAAAGGCAAAAUCAUUCCUUUUCAACCAGGCUUUGGGCCCUUAAUUUGGAGGGGUUUAAGUACCGUAAAUUUGUGGUCACUUUCUUGCUUAUCUUUUAGCCGUUGGGUUGUGUUAAACCUGCCUUUCUACGUACAUUAUGGAGGUGUUUUUCGAUUUUUCUUUGGGUUUUAAUUUUUGUGUUACUUUGUAAAUUGCUCUGGGUAAUCUUUUAUGAAAAAGUGUGAUAAUAUGCUAUUAAUAAUAAGAACAGCAACAAUAAAAAUAAAUUGGUUAGUUGUAGUUUCUUACAGCUGCUGAAAAUGAAAGUUAUAUAAUUUUGUCCCCAGUAGUCAUAGCUUUUAAUUCAGCUUGUUAGUCACCUAACAGAGAGUUUUCUCUAGGCCAGUGGUUUUCAAGCAGUGUGCCGUGGCACCCUGGGGUACUUUGAAUGAUGGUCAGGGGUGCUGCAGGCAACACUGACAUCUGUCCCUCUUUCUUUCGCUCCCCCCUCUCAUGUUUCUGCCUUCCCAAGGCUUGCACAGCUAUUUGUUGUAGCAGCCCUGGCUGCAGGUUCCCCAGGUGAAUGGUGCCUCUGCGGCUGGCCAGGGGGUGCUUCCCAGGCCCCUGUGGGGCAGUGUGAGGAGUCACUUCUCUUUGGGGUGGGGGGGCAGCUCAGAGACCAGGGGCAGCAACUGCAGCUGCUCAGAGGAUUCCCAAGAAGAGGGGAGAUGACUGAGGGAACACUCCACAAGGGAAGGUUUGAGAAAGGGCGAGGGGCUGCCAGCUCUGCAGGCAAGGGGUGACAUAACUGGGCUCCUGAGCCCCACAGGGGUGCCGCAGAAAGAAUGUAGUUGGUCCAGGGAGCCUUGGAUUCAAAAAGGUUGAUAGCCUCUGCUCCAGGCAACUAAGAAUACAACUUAAAAACCACACAAAAUCAAACAUCAACCACCAGCCAUCAAAUUUAACAAAUCAGUAGCAAAACCACCAGCAGCCUCCACAGGAAACAAAACAAACCAGCAGCUCUGAGCAACGCUAACAUAAAAAUUUGGCACAGCUGGAUCACAUUCAGUCCAAGUGCUGGGGCGAAGAUGAAAGUCCUAACCUGGUGUUGGAAAGCUUGGUGGUGAAACCAGGCAGGCCUCAUUCCAGAAAGCAUUCUGUGUUGGUGGUAGGGGAGUGGACAAGUGAAAAAGCAGCCUUCCAAGUCUUGGAGGGAAACACCAGAUGAGGGUCUUGGAGGGUCUGGGUACGUGCAUCCUGGGAGAAGUGUUUAAGUGGGGAAUAGAUUUUAGAGAUGGGAGCAAGCGGGCAAGCUUGGAGAAGGCCCAAGGGAGGGAAUUGACACACAGCUCUUUUUUUCUUUUGACCAGAUUGUCUUGCCUGGCAUAUUGGAGCAAGUUGUCAACUGCAGGGAUGCCUUAGCUCAGGAAUACCUCAUGGAGUGCAUCAUACAGGUGAGCCUGCAGAGGGAGAUUACAGACGGCUUUGGUUAAGUGGCAUGGCCAAUACAUAACAGCAUGCAGGGUGUUUCUUCCUUUCGACUCUUCUUGGCCAAGGAAAUAGGAACCAACUGGGCAUAGUGGUGAGUCUAUGGGAAGUAUGGCAAGCAUAGAGAAACCAUUGCCCUGCUCUGCUCAGCCAACUGACUCUUCCUGUUCUGUCUAGGUCUUCCCGGAUGAAUUUCACCUCCAGACCUUGAACCCUUUUCUACGAGCCUGUGCAGAGUUGCACCAAAAUGUGAAUGUGAAGAAUAUCAUCAUUGCUUUAAUUGACAGGUGCGUAAGGAAGCAUUUUAAUUACACUGCAGGUGGGGAGGAAACCGAUAGGCACUCAGAGAGAGCAGGUUAUCUAUCUUUUCCCAGUUAUGAAUUUCUCUUCAUGGUUUCCAGGUCCUUUGCUCCAUGCAGUCUUGUUAUCUUAAGCAAAAAAAGCCCCCCUGGUACAAUUCCUUCCGGUGAUUGGUGGAGCUCCUGUGAUGUCAUGGAAUGCUCACAACCUUUCUUUGGAGGCUGGCAAGACUUAACCCAGGGAAGUCUUAUAGACAGUGUAGCUUUCUGUUGGGAUUAAAACACACAGUUGGGGGUUAAAAAAAGGAAAGCUGGUCUUGUUGGUAAGAAUUAAAUUGGACUGGGAGUUUGAUAGAAAGUGGAAGCAGGGGUAGGGUAAGCAGUAGACUGAGAAGAAAGAGCCAGAGUGAAGGCUGGGCAAAAAGGCUGCAGGAAAAGUUUCAUUAAGGGGGGAAUGCAUGUUGCUGCUAAGCUAUAUGCCGCUUAACUCCCAAAGCAUGAAGAUGCAUAUUUAAAAUACACAAUAUAACGAUUCCAUCAGAAUAAACACCCACAAUUAAAAUGUGCGACGAAGCAAGCCAGUUAAAACAGCACGGCAAUUAAAACUGCUUAAAUAGCCAUUAUAAAACAGGAGGUCAGGUCAGGUGGAACGCUUGUCUGGAGCCGACGUGCUUUUCAAGAGCCCACUCUGCAAAAUCAUAAUUGAGGAAAUGAGGUUUUAUCUGAUCUUUGUUUUUGUUUUUUGGAGGGGGCAGAAGAGAUCUAGCAUUGGCAAACCAGAAUAGGGAUUCUCAAGCUCACAUGUGGCCCUCUGGAUCUCUCUCUCUGGCCCUCGGGAGUCUUCCCAGGCCAUAGCCCUCACUGCCCUUACUUCACAUCUUCCAUGCGUGUUUUUGCCUGCCUGAAAUGUGCCCUCGAAGUCUAGUAAUGCCUCUUGCUUGCCUGCGUGGAGGGCGUGUGCAGAAACCAGCCUACUGUGCAAAGGUAAAAUUUAUAUCCCUUGCUCUGCCCACGUUUGCAUGUGGCCCCCAAAAGGUUACCCAGAAGGUAAUGCGGCCCCCGGACUGGAAAAGGUUAUCCACCCCUGCUUUCAACAGUAGCAGUUGCGUGCUGUUGGCAGGGAGGAAGAUAGGGAGGAGGGAAGGAUGUCUGCAAGCCAGCAAAAGCUCUUGUCUAUGCCGACAGCUUGCCAGCAGGAUUGGGGCAUGUGCUGUUGUCAGAAAAGGGUAUUGCUGGGUUUGGGUGCUUGGAGGGCAGAAGAAAUAAGACGCAUAGAGGCAACAGGAAGGUUGAAUUUCACACGGAUUGUUAAGCUAGCCAGCCAUGCCUGUUUUGCAGGUUUUGGCAUGGUGGUUUGGGAGAUGUCGAAGCAGAGUUCUGCCAUUCCCUCUUGCCUUUCUCCGUUCCCUUUCUGCAGAUGGAUAGCUGUGGUUGGAGGCAACAAUGCUUCUGAAUGCCAGUUCAGGAGGGGAGACGGCUCUUGUGUUCUGGUCCUGCUUGCUGGAUUCCCAUUGCAGGCAUCCGGUAGGCUGCUGGACUAGAUGAGCGAUGGGCCUGAUCCAUCAGAUAUCUCUUUUUAAGUUGUUGGUUGCAUCCAGCUAAGCUUUACUCAGAGUAGACCUACUGAAAUUAAUGGACCCCAAUUAAGUCGUGCUCAUACGCUUCUACUCCAAGUAGGUCUGUCUAGUGUUGGAUACAAGCUCAGAUGGCAGCGUUAUCAGCAUCUUUCCGAGAAAUGUGUGUGGUUGCAUUGGUGUCUGUGUUUAUAAAGCUGAUUGCCUUUUAAACAUUGGCAAAAGUUUGCUUUUGCAUGGCGGGCAGGGAUAAGCUGUGCAUUUGUGUGGGAGCAAUGGGUGAUUCAGCCGCUCGGAGUGAGCUGAGCGCCUGUAUGUUUGGAGGUGGCUUUGCUUUGACGACCUCUCUGACUCACGCAGAGAGGUUUGCAUUGCUUCUGGAAAAGCCUUUGUACAACCUGAAGCAGGCAACCUUUGGGUGACUUUUUGUACUCUCUCGCUUGAGUGUUUUCCCCGGUUAUUUCUCUGGAACAUCUAGUCCUCUCUGCAGCUUGAAAUGGCGAGAGAUGCGGGUGCAAACCAUCCAUUUAUUUCUCUAAUUCCAGUGUUAAAAGCCCAGCGCUUGACAGAUUCCCCACCCUCCCAGUUCAUCCUUUUGGCAUCUAAUGCCUCUAAUGCAGGGAGAGACUGACUUGCUCAGCUUGCUGGCUUAAAUCUGUGGAUAAGUUUGCACAGAUCUGGUUUUUGAAGGCCUGUGACCUGGCCACCUUCGGAAGCCAGUGGCGGGACCAGGGGGAAACAAAAAAUAUGGGGUGGCACAGGAGGGGCAAAGUAUAUUUCUAGGUGGGCAAGAAAUUAAAAUAACAGUGUAUGCUAAUGACAGGUGUUCAGAAAUGGGGGACAAGUGAUGGGAUGAGCUCCUUGUUGGCAGGGGGCAUUUCACUGUACCCUUUUUGGUGCCUGAUAAAACAGGUGGCACUGUGGUCUAAGCCACUGAGCCUCUUGGGCUUGCCGAUCGGAAGGUCGGUGGUUCGAAUCACCAUGAUGGAGUGAGCUCCCAUUGCUCUGUCCCAGCUCCUGCCAACCUAGCAGUUUGAAAGCACACCAGUGCAAGUAAAUAAAUAGGUACUGCUGUGGCAGGAAGGUAAACAGCAUUUCCAUGCGUUCUAGUUUCCGUCACUGUGUUCUGUUGCGCCAGAAGCGGUUUAAUCCUGCUGGCCACAUGACCUGGAAAGCUGUCUGUGGACAAACACCUUGGCCUGAAGCAAGAUGAGCGCUGCAACCCUAUAGUCGCCUUUGACUGGACUUAACUGUCCAGGGGUCCUUUAUCUUUUACCUUAAAACAGGUUUGUUUAGACACAGGUGUUUGGAAAGUUGAUGCGAGUUUUAAUCUGUUUUUGGUCUAUAGUUGUUUUACCUUUUCGAAUGUCUUAAAUUAAUCGGUGUACAUUUUUCUUAGUGAUUUUAUUGUUUUAUCAUUUUUGUAAACCUCUUUGAGGUUUUUUCUUUCUUUCUCUCAGUCAAGUGGUGUAUAAAUGUGAAAUGACAGAUAAGUAAAUAGAAAAAUAAAUAAUGACCUAGAGUAAAAAUUAGAUGGGCAUCGUCAACUUAAAAGAUGCAAUCCUGCCUCAAAAGCAAAAGAGCGAAAUGUUUACGAAGUGUCUGGAAUCAGUUUCUGGCAGGUUUCGCUUACUGCAGCAGAAUAUUUGGCCGCACUCAGAGGUACAAAUGCAUGUUGAUCCGAGCAGAAGGACAUAAAAUGAUUGCCCUGGCAGAUUUGGUAAUAUGGGUUCAAUAAAGGUUUUAUGCAAGCCGCGGUAGGAGGAGCAGCACAGGAAGAUUUGCAUCUCUGACUCAACCUCUCCAAAGCUUCAGGAGCACUUACAUUUUUGGACUCCCAACUCCCAUCAGCCUCGGCCAUCCUGGAGAAUGGGUCAGGAAUGAUGGGAACUGUAGUCCAAGAAUCUGAAGGGCCACACAUACUGAUGUAAUGCUUCCUAAUGUAAUGCCCACAGGGGCUAGGAAUUGUAAGGCAGCUGCUCACCAUACAUUUAAAGUGCAUUCAACACAUACUGGAAGCACUGAUUUCCCGCUCCAAAGAAUUCUGGGAAGUGUAGUUCCCCCUCAUAGACUUACAAUCCCCAGUACACUUAACAAACUAUGGCUCCCAGGAUUCUUCGGUGGAAGCAAUGUGCUCUUAAAUGGGCGUUGGAUAUAUUUUAAACGUAGGAUGUCUGUACACUCUUGAAACCUAGAUUUUACUUUGAGAGGAAGUAGAUGCUAACGCCCCAACUCUCAAGCACCCUGACUGGGGAAAGAGCUUCGGUGGGUAUUGCUUAUGAGUAGGAUUGGCCUGCAAAUCACAUUUCCCCAAACUUCCUUCCCACUGCUUUAGGCUUGCGCUCUUUGCUCACCGAGAGGAUGGGCCAGGGAUCCCUGCUGACAUUAAGCUCUUCGACAUUUUCUCCCAGCAGGUGGCUACUGUCAUACAGGUAAGUGGAGAGUUUGGCCACUUCCCUCAGCAGUUUUUAAAAAACUCGGGUUUACUCUGGGUAGUACACAAGUGCAGCUGCUGAGUCUGACGUCCUCGCAGUGGGCUUCGGAGACCCUUCAAAGUGGCAUCUACUGGCCCCACCUCUGGUGUCAUGCAUGACAUCAGGUGUAGGGCUGGUGGGUGUGGCUUACCUGAAACAACUUCACAGGCCAAGUGGGAAGGUGUGGUGGGCCAAAAAUGGCCUGCAGUCCAGAGGUUUCCUGCUCCUGGUGAAGUUUGUUGAGGGCAUCUGAAGGCAGUCCUCUUUGGGGAAGUUUUUAAUGACUGAUGUUUUAAUGUAUUUUUAAUCUUUUGUUGGAAGCCUCCCAGAGUGGCUGGGGAAACCCAGCCAGAUGGGCGGGGUAUAAGUAAUCAUUUUUUAUUAUUAUAUUAUUAUUAUUAUCAGCUCCAUCCUAGCUUCCUUGGGUUGCAUGGGAAAAUCUGAAAGAUUCUUCUAAGCCUGUGUUUCCCAAACUUGAGUCUCCAGCUGUUUUUUGAACUACAGUUCCCAUCAUCCCUGACCACUGGUCCUGCUAGCUAGGGGUGGUCGGAGUUGUAGUCCAAAAACAGACCCAAGUUUGGGAAACACUGUUCCUAAGGGUAGUGUGACCUUUUGGUGCACUUCCAAUUCCCCAGUUCUGUGAUUCUAUGAAAAGCCUCCCUGCAGUUAGGGUCCCUGACUGCUUAAUGCAGAAAGGUUGGGACAGAGGAGCUGGUGUUGGGACUCACUUUAUGCACCCCUAACCCAUUUUGCAGUGGGGACGCGGGUGGUGCUGUGGUUUAAACCACAGAGCCUAGGACUUGCUGAUCAGAAGGUCAGCGGUUCGAAUCCCCGUGGCAGGGUGAGCUCUCGUUGCUCGGUCCCUGCUCCUGCCAACCUAGCAGUUCGAAAGCACGUCAAAGUGCAAGUAGAUAAAUAGGUACCGCUCUGGUGGGAAGGUAAAUGGCGUUUCCGUGCGCUGCUCUGGUUCGCCAGAAGCGGCUUAGUCAUGCUGGCCACAUGACCCGGAAGCUGUACACUGGCUCCCUUGGCCAAUAAAGCGAGAUGAGCGCCGCAACCCCAGAGUCGGCCACAACUGGACCUAAUGGUCAGGGGUCCCUUUACCUUUAACCCAUUUUGCACCCUUAUACAUCUGUCCUGAGUGCCUCAGCAGUGCUUGUGUGUGUUCAGAAGGCAUUUGGGAAUCCAAAAGAGUCUCCGUACGAGUGCCUCUUCCAGUUCGGAUGCGUGUAGGCCUUUGACGUGGACAUCUUGCAGAAGUUGCACAAGCCUGGGCCUGAGCAGCGUCUGAAGGAGAGAGCACCUGUCCCGUCCCCCCCACCAAUGCUGCCCUGUGUCUGUGCGUGAAGUAUAAAUGUAAUAAAUGCAAGUGCCCUUUCUGCAGCCGCCUGACAUGCAGAUCUCCUCUUUAUUUUCCCCGCGCUGUCCGCAACUCCAGUCUAGACAAGAUAUGCCUUCGGAGGACGUGGUGUCGCUUCAGGUCUCUCUCAUUAACCUGGCGAUGAAGUGCUACCCGGAUCGUGUUGACUAUGUCGACAAAGUGCUGGAGACAACGGUGGAAAUCUUUAACAAGCUGAACCUGGAGCAGUGAGUGGAGGCCGUCUGGCUCGCGGCAGAGCAGGCCGCGCUCCCUGCUAAUUGGGGGUGGUGGGCGGAAGGGGACCAAAACCAAUUAAGUCUGCCUGGCUAAAUUGGCCUGGCUCUUUUUCUUCCAAGUGCAGCAGAUGGUUCUGUCCUAACAAUGAAUUGUUGCUGAAUGGCUGAACCUUGACAACAGGAGGUCUAAAUGUUUGCAUUGGGCAAAUAUCACUUUGCUUCUAGAUCUGUUUCUGCUGUUUUUCCCUCUCUAUUGUCCUGAGAUGUCAGCUUCCAAAAGUGGGGCCAGGGGGUAGAAUCCAUUUGUUGUUUUUCUCCGGAAGCCAGAGGGCCCUUGAGUGUCUCCUGCAGCAAAAGAAAUGAAGUAGAAGUAGAAAAAAGAAAAGAAUAUUGAGCCUAGGGAAACUGGUUUAUGAACCCAAACUUGUCUGGAAACCAAGCCCUCAUGGGGUCACAUUUAAAGGAGCUGGGGAUAUUUAGCCUGGAGAAAAGGAGUCUGAGAGAUGGCAGUGUAGAAAUCUUUAAAUAUACAAAGGGCUUUCUCAGGGAAGAUGGAGCAAGCUUGUUUUCUGCUGCUCCAGAGAGUUGAACCCGAACCAAUGACAAGAAAAGAGAUUCCAACUAAACAUUAAGAAGGACUUUGAGGGUAAUUGCUGUUUGACAAUGGAACAGACUAGCUUGGAAGGUGGUGGACUCUCCUUCCUUGGCAGUUUUAAGGCAGGCGUUGGACAGCCAUCUGCCAGGGAAACUUCAGUUGCCAUUCCUGCAUUCAGUUGCCAUUCCUGCCAUUCCAACUUUACAAUUCUGUGAGAGUACCAGAGAGCUCACAGCCCUUCCAUUCUCAUGUUUUUACUCCUGGUUUACUCCUAGGCAACCUUUAUUUCAGUAAUAUAAUUUGGGGGCGCGGAGUCACUUUGUUCCUGUUAUGAAAACAACUGGGAGUCAAGAAAUCCUUUGCUGCUCUGCUGAAAAUCACCCAGAAAUCUACCAACAGAUCCUGAUCCCUCCUCUGCUUCACCUGUGUCCUAAACUAUAGGAAACCUGAUACAUGCCAGUCCAUUGUUGCCUGCUUAAUUCUUAAUUCAUUUCUUUUUUUUAGCAUCGCCACAAGCAGUGCCGUAUCCAAGGAGCUGACAAGGCUCUUGAAGAUCCCGGUUGACACCUACAACAAUGUCCUGACUGUCUUGAAACUGAAACAUUUCCACCCGCUCUUUGAGUACUUCGACUAUGAGUCCAGGAAGAGCAUGAGUUGUUACGUGCUCAGCAACGUGCUGGAUUACAACACGGAAAUUGUCUCCCAAGACCAGGUAGGGAAAGAGCGUAAUGGAGUUGGCAGCACCCGUACUUCAGAACUGCCCCCUCCCUGUUGGCAUGAAUACCUUAGUUGUAUUUCUUUCGGUGCCUGCCUAAAACCUUUGGGCUCGUGGCUGUUUGAUCCAGGCCAGUAUGCGUUGCAUACUGAGCUGCAGGGAGCAUGAGCUGGGCCUCACUGCCCUUAUCCUCCGCCUCCUGCAGGUAGAUGCCAUCAUGAACCUCGUGUCGACGCUGAUCCAGGACCAGCCAGACCAGCCGGCUGAGGAUCCAGACCCCGAGGAUUUUGCAGACGAACAGGGCCUCGUGGGCAGGUUUAUUCACCUCCUCCGUUCCGACGAUCCUGAUCAGCAGUACCUGGUAUGGCUUCUUUAAAGCGUUGGAGUGGGGCUGCUUCAAAGAGAUGCUUUUUCAUCUAGUUCAGCGGUGGGGGAAUGCAGCCCCCCCCAUCACUCUUUCUGACCCUUGGGGCUCUCCCCAGGCCACACCCCCUUCCUUGGCCACACCCCUUAGUGGCCCUUGCUUUACACUCCUGAGCACAAAAGCAACUGUAUCCUAACUUGUGAUUCCCAGCAACUGCCAUUCAGAAGCCUUGCUGCUUCUAACUGUGGAGGCAGAGCAUAGUCAUCAGCCCUCAAUAGCCCCCUCCUCCAUCGAUUUGUCAAAUCUUUGUUUGAAGAGAGCCAGCGUGGUGUAGUGGUUAAGAGGGGUGGACACGUCAUCUGGGGAACCAGAUUCGCUUCCCCGCUCCUCCACAUGCAGCUGCUGGGUGACCUUGGGCCAGUCACACCUCUCUGAAGUCUCUCAGCCUCACUUACCUCGCAAAGUGUUUGUUGUGGGGGAGGAAGGGAAAGCUGCUUUGAGGCUCCUUAAAGGGAGUGAAAGGCGGGAUAUCAAGUCCAAACUCCUCCCCCUCCUCCUCCUCCUCCUCCUCUUCUUCUUCUUCUUCUUCUUCUUCUUCUUCCUCUUCUUCUUCUUCUGCCAUCCAAGUUGGUGGCCAUCCCUAGCUCCUGUGGGAGGGAGUCACACAGUUUUAAUACUGAGCUGUGUGAAGGAAGUAAACCUGAUACUUAUUUUAAACUGGAAGGGCUGAGAACUGAACCUGCAUGCAAAGAAUCUGCUUUGCUACUGAACUGUGGAUCCUCCAUAGCCAUCCUUCUCUCGUGCAUGCACAUUGGCAAACAAGAUUGCCUGCUGACUUGUAGAAUCGUAGAAUUGUAGAGGUGGGAGGUCACCCCCCCUCCUGGGUCUUCUAGUCCAACCUCCUGCGAUGCAGGGAUCUUCCAAGCCCAGGUUGAUGCCUGUUAUUUAGUUGAUAAAGCAGGGUGUUUGUUUCUUCGGAUGGGGUGGGGGUGGCGCCUCCCAUCUUGCCUCCCGUCAGUUAUGGACAUAUCAUCGUGUGAUACAUAUAUUCUCUUGAUUUAGAUUUUAAACACGGCCCGGAAACACUUUGGCGCGGGAGGAAACCAGCGCAUCCGUUUCACGUUGCCCCCCUUGGUCUUCGCUGCCUACCAGCUCGCUUUCCGCUAUAAGGAGAAUUCUAAAGUGGUGAGUGAACCGAGCCCAAGAUGCAAAUCCUGACAGGUUUUUCCUCGCUUAAGAACAUAAGAAGAGCCUGCUGGACCAGGCCAGUGGUGCAUCUAGUCCAGCAUCCUGUUCUCACGGUGGCCAACCAGGGAGAGGCUUCUUCUGGGAAGCCUGCAAGCAGGAUUCAAGUACCAGAGCACACUGUCCUCCUAUGGCUUCCAGCAACUAGUAUUCAGAAGCAUUGCUGCCUCUGAAAGGGGAGGCUGAGCAUAGCCAUCAUGGCUAGCAGCCGUCAGUGGCCUUUGUCCUCCAUUAGAUAGGGCUUGGGUAGAAACAGUUGAAUAAGAGACAGUAAAAUGGCAAGCUGCAAGAGAUAAAGUGCUUAAAGAGAGAGGGAGAGAGACAUAUUCAGUGAUCAAGGGUUAAAUACAGUGGUACCUCGGGUUACAGACGCUUCAGGUUACAGACUCCACUAACCCAGAAAUAGUACCUCGGGUUAAGAACUUUGCUUCAGGAUGAGAACAGAAAUUGUGCAGCAGCAGUAGAAGGCCCCAUUAGCUAAAGUGGUACCUCAGGUUAGGAACAGUUUCAGGUUAAGAACGGACCUCCAGAACGAAUUAAGUUCUUAACCCAAGGUACCACUGUAUCUUAAAACUUUCAGGAACUGCCCCCCACAUGGAAUAGAGCAACAACAAAAAGCUGUUUCCUUGAGCCUAUCUACAUGGGACUGGAACCCUUGUCAUCUUGGGAUAUAAAUAUUCACAGAUUUGGGUUUUCCGUAAUUUGUUCAGGUUGCGGAAUUCCAGUUCUUGUUGCAGACAGUGUGGAAAUGUUAAGUGGAGCCCUCUUCUUGGUCCUCUCUACCAAGUUUGCUUCUUGUUUCUGUUGUACUUUUUUUGACACAGUAUUUUCCUUUGAUGUCUUGGGGUGGUUUCCCCCCCAAUUUUAGGAUGACAAAUGGGAAAAAAAAUGCCAGAAGAUCUUCUCGUUUGCGCACCAGACGAUCAGCGCUUUGAUCAAGGCCGAGCUGGCAGAGCUCCCUCUGCGGCUGUUCCUCCAGGGGGCGCUGGCGGCAGGAGAGAUCGGGUUUGAGAACCAUGAAACGGUGGCUUACGAAUUCAUGUCCCAGGUGGGCUCGGCAAAGGUUUUUCUUCCCACUGUUUCCAAAAACAUAAGUUCGAUGUGUAGACUGGUCUGAUAACAGAGUUGCACAUGCUUAUUCUAUGGGGUUGAACCCUGUGCCGGAUCAAGAGCCUUAACUGAAUAAGGACCCUAAUUAGUGUUCUACUGGAGAGCAUCCUGUUCUCACCAGUAGCUAUCAAUAGCCCUUCAUGAAUUUUCUUAUCUUUUAAAGCCAUCCAAGUUGGUGGCCCUCACUGCCUCCUAUGGGAAGGUGUUUUGUAGAUUAAGUGCACUGCACUUCCUUUUAUGUGUCCUGAAUCUUCUAGCACCCAGUCUCAUUGGACGUCCAUGGCAUGCAUAAUUUUAUAAACUUCUAUCAUGUCACCCCUUCCUUGCCUGUUCUCUCAAAGUCCUAUAUUGGAUGUCUGCCUGCAAUUGAUGGACUAUAUUUGGUUUUCAUAGCUCAGUCCUUCCUUUCUAUGGAAUGGAAGUGUGUGUGAUAAACUUCAAUACAGUGAAUGUAGGAAGAUGCCUUUGAGUGCGCCCAACUUAAUUCAAGUGUUUCACUGGUAUUUCCUUUUCUGGAUCUUAAGGCAGGUGGCUUCCCCAGCUCUGCUGCCUGAGACCCCUUUAAUACCCAGAGAUUUCAGGGACUGAUGCAGAGACUUCGCACAUGGGAAUCAGGUGCUCAACCCACUCCCUGCUCUCCCUAAAAAGAGCAAAAGAUCCUGUAUAGCUACCCUCUCCUGACAAGGAGAUCCAACUGAAAUGAUCUUACGAAGCAGAGCAAGAUGUGCUAUAGACAGUGUGCUAGGAGACUGGCCAGAAGCAUGGCAUCAAGACAUCAGAGAAGUACUUCAUCCUCCAAAGUGCCAUGCAAACAAUUUUAUUAAUUUCAUAAAAUUUGUACAUCACUGAAUUGGAGAACAACAACAACCCUCAAAAGUGGUUUACCAAAGAUAAAAUAAUGACACGAUCACUAAGAAAAAUUGACAAUAUUUUACAACUAGCAGUACUUUAUGACUAAUAAUUUAAAAUAACAAUAGACUAAAAACAGAUUAGAACUCGCAUCAACUUUAUAAAACACCUGAGUUAGGCUUGUCCUAAACAAAAGUGGUGUAAGGGGAUCAUAUAGGCCAGGGUUUCCCAAACUUGGGUCUCCAGCUGUUUUUGGAUUACAGUUUCCAUCAUCCUUGACCACUGGUCCUGCUGGCUAGGGAUCAUGGGAGUUAAAACAACUGCAGGGCCUCAUAUUCCCCCUUCCUGGUGUAGAAAGUCGUCUUGAACAUCCCCUUCUCUCGUGUUCCAGGGAGCUGAGAGCUCUAGCUUUCUUCGCUUGUUUGUUUUUGUGAAAGCCAGGAAUUGCCACAAAGCCAGUAAUCAAAACUUCCGGCUGCCUGUCCUCCCUCCCUCAUUUCUCUUCUGAAUCAGGCGUUCUCUCUGUACGAAGACGAAAUCAGUGACUCAAAAGCCCAGCUGGCUGCAAUCACCUUGAUAAUUGGGACAUUUGAGCGGAUGAAAUGUUUUGGCGAGGAGAACCACGAGCCCCUGAGGACCCAGUGCGCCCUGGCGGCUUCCAAGCUGCUGAAGAAGCCGGAUCAGUGCCGAGCUGUCAGCACCUGCGCCCAUCUCUUCUGGUCCGGCCGGAACAUGGACAAGAACGGAGAGGAGGUGAGGGGGUGACUUGGACCGCAGCUCUUCCAUCAGCUCCAGGAAGCCCAGCAGCUGCCUGGCCCUGCUCCUGGGGUGGGGUGGGAGUCGGCUACUGUCCCAGAAUCUGCCCAGCCUUUCCACUUACUGAUGCUGAUUCUGACUUGGAUUUGAGGGGUUGUCUGUGUGCCGAGGGUGUGGUCCUCUACGUGGUCCUAAGACAUUACUGCGUUGCGGGGGUUGGAUUAUAGAUGACUACUUGCAUCCCUUCCAAUUCUGCCAUUCUCUGAUUCUGUGGUCUAAAAGCAAACUUUCUGAAGUUAAGCAGGCGUGAGUCUGAUCAGUGCCUGGAUGACAGACUCUAGGGCUGGGUGAUUCCUGGUUUUCAACAUUGCAAUAUAUCACCAGCUAAACAUUGUGAUAAACUGAUAUAUCACAAUGUCUGAAAUAAGGAUGGAGCUGUGUAGAGGCGCUGGCUGGCUUCACAGUUUUUCCCAUGUCGUGGUUUGCAUAGUGCACACACGCAUCAUGAUUCGCAAUAUAUUGUCCAGUCAAAAAUUAUGAAACCGAUCUCACAAUAUGGACUUCAAAUCAGUUUUGGACGAUAUAUCGCCCAGCCCUAACACACAUCAUGAUUUGUGAUAUAUUCCCCGGUCAAAAAUUAUGAAACUGAUAUCACAAUAUGGACUUCAAACCAAUAUCUCUCCCAGCCCUAUGAUAGACUGCCUGGUAACCUCACAUUCUCUGCCUUGGGUUUCAUGACGGAAGGAAGGUGGGAAUAGAAAUGUGCUUCAGUCAGGGGUAGGGAACCAAAAGUGCCCCUCGUGGCUUCCCUUUCUGGCCAUUAGGACUCUCCCCAGACUACACCUUUUACCAGUCUUCCUCCACACUCUCCUCUUGAGUGUUUUUCACCUGGGAAGAAUGUGUCCUUGAGCUCUCAACUUUGGCUUUCCUGAACAGUGGGGGAUUAGAGAAGGGCAGUGUGUGCUCGCCCUACUCUACCAAGCUAUGUUUUGCUCCUUUGCCCACUUUUGCCUCUGGUCCCACCCAGUGCUGGAAUGUGGCUCUCACCAGGUUGCUUAGAAUGGAAUGUGGCCCCUCUGGCUUUGGAUAACUUCAUAGGCCGAGGUGAACACUGAAGCUGAGAAAGGAUCCCCACUCUUGUACUAAAUGAAAUAGCUUCUUGCAAAAUAGCCCCGUUGAAUAUGGCUGGGCUAAGCCGAGUAAAUACUCAUAGGUUGGAGGUGGAAAAACAAGUUGGUGGUGACAGUGACUGUGUAGCUAUUUGCAUGCAGUUGGGACUUGCUGGCUGAGUUGCAGUUGCAGUGGGGUGAGGGCAGGAACGGGGUAAGUUAUGCCCCAAGAAAGUAAGACUUGGGUACAGUCAUACCUCAUGUUACGUUUGCUUCAUGUUACGUUCUUUCAAGUUACGUCCCGCGGCAACCCGGAAGUACAGGAAAGGGUUACUUCCGGGUUUUGCCGCUCUCACAUGCGCAAAAUGACGUCAUGCGCAUGCACAGACAUGCCGCUGCGGGUUGCGUUCUUUUCAUGUUGCGAACAGGUCUCCGGAACAGAUCCUGUUUGCAACCAGAGGUACCACUGUAUAUGGAAGAUGCUGACCAGCUCUUUUCUGUUUGGUGCUUAGCUCCACGGCGGGAAGAGAGUCAUGGAGUGCUUGAAAAAGGCAUUAAAAAUAGCAAAUCAGUGCAUGGACCCCUCUCUCCAAGUCCAGCUCUUCAUAGAAAUUCUCAACAGAUACAUCUACUUCUACGAAAAAGAGAACGAUGCGGUAAGCGGAAGAGUGCCGAAACAGCACAUGUGUUUGGAGGUCUUCUCAGUGGGGAAGGCUGGGCUUGGAUGCCAGUGGCCUCCCAGAUGUUGCUGAACUACAGCUCCCAUCAUCCCUGCCUGUUGGCCUUCCAAACUGGCUAGGACAGAUGGGCAUUGGAGUCCAGCAACAUCUGGAAGACUGCAGCCCCCCCCCCCCAGUCUAAAUAAAUACUUGAUAUGUGAUAGAAGCCUGACAGCUCCGCGUUUUCCUCUGAAUAGCAGUGGAGUUUUCCCUCUGUUCCCUUUCCCCCGGAUCCAAGUUGUUCGUUCCAUCUUUUGGAGAUCCUGGGUAUUUCACAAGCCGGUCGAAGACCCUGCAUGGGAAAAGCAGCUGUGAUGGAGGGAAUGCAUUAAACGCUCCAUUCACACUGGCAGCGAGUUCCUGCCUUGUGGAUCUGUUUUGCAGUGUGGCUGCAGACCUACAGAGUAGGGGUGUGUGUGUGUCCACUUGCUGGGGAUAAUGGGAGUCAGAGUCCAGCACAAUCUGGAAGGCUGCAGAUUCCUUAUCCCUGAUUUAUGUAGUUACUUAGGGUUGUGUUCAACAUAUCGCUAGGCAAAAUAUUACACCAGUGUCCGGAUUUCACCAUGUGCAGCAGAGCCUUGUCCCCUCCCCCUGUGCCUCCCCCUAAAUCUGUUCUUUGAACUCCCCCAACCCUCUAGAGCCAGAUUAGGGGACUGCAGGGUAUGCAUUGGGGGAGGGGAAGAGCAUUUGGGGUAGGGUGGCCAUUGGAGCUAAUCCUUACACUAUCACAACUAUGUAGUUGAAUACCGCCCCUGAUCAUCUUAGUCCCAAGCACUGCGAGGAAAAAUAGUUGCAGGGUAGCUUAUCUGCAGCUACCGAUUUCUUCACUGGGAAGCACCCAGAAUAUUUUUUAUUUUAUUUUAUCUGUUUCUAUAGAGCCGUUCUUCAAAGCAGAUUGCAGGGCAGGAACCGCUGCAUGAUUCAGUUGGGUGGCUAGUUCCAUGGACUAAUAAACCCAGCUGUCUUCUGCAUCCUGCCUUCGUUAUACACAUUGCUCUCUUCCUUCUGAUCGAAGGUUUUGACUUCCUGUUUUUUCCCCCCACACGCUGGGCUUUGUUGGUUCUUUUCCUUUCUCAGGUGACAAUUCAGGUUUUGAAUCAGCUCAUACAGAAAAUCCGGGAAGACCUCCCUAACCUUGAAUCGACCGAGGAAACGGAACAGAUCAACAAACACUUUCACAACACGCUGGAGCACCUGCGCUUGAGGAGAGAGUCCCCCGAGUCAGAGGGCCCCAUCUACGAAGGGCUGGUCAUAUAGAGGGGGAGCCUCCUGUGCGUUUGCACCACACCCAACCGGAUCACCUUUCCAUUUACAACACAGUACCUGGGUUUUGUUUUUAUUACGGCGAUGCUAGAGUUUUCAUAGAUUUGUGCCUUUCGGAAGUGCCAAGUUAGGCUAUCUGCGCUCUCUCUCUCUCUCCUUUUUUUGCUUUCGUUUCUGUACUUGGCAUGUAUGUGCGACAUGUUCAGCGCUUUGCUUCCAAGCACUUGCGUUCACCACUUCUACCAGGUUUCUUUCCUCCCCCCCCCCCAACUUCUUGGACCAGCAGCUCUGUAGAGACCAUCAGAAAAAUUAGCAUGGCUGAAGUCAUUCCUUCCUUUUAAAAUAAAUAAAUAAAUAAAACCCAUGUGGCAAUGCCUCCCCCUGCCUCUCUCUCUCUCCCCUCUCUUGCAUUCUAAUUUGUCUUAGAUAACUUCUCUUCUCUGCCCCCCCCCAGCUCAGAAACCUUUAAUGUCCUAACCUGGCUUUCCACCUGCAAGUGUUAAUAGGUAGGGGUGUGUGUUGGUUAGUUUUUACAGAGAGCUUUCAUUUUCUUUAUAGGUUGGAUUCUGCUUCUACCCUUUCCCCCCUCCCCACCCCCUGAGGUUAUGUCAGAUUUUUCUUCCCUCCUAUCCCUCCCCCACCCCUCUUAAAAACUAGAAUAUAUUAAUGCAUGUUUUUGGAGUUGUAAAGCACCAUGCUUAAAAAUUAAAUUCAGAAGUUUAUAUUUUGCAUAUGGAGGCUCUGUGACCCGCGGUGGAGGGCCAGUCAUUGUGCACAGGGCGCUAUUUAUCAAGGAAACUUUAUUUCCGCAUAGUAUUGAGGAGGAGGAGGUGGAGAAAAGUAAUAGAUGAAUUGUGGUCUCUAUAUAGUUCUAUGUAUAACCUUCGUUACUGUAAAAUUUAGAGGGGUGGGGGAACGCAUUACACAGUUCUGCUCCGUAUCAUGAAUUUGCACCAGUGAAACCAAUAAAGUUGCUAUUAACGAGUCUGGC
Podarcis lilfordi (Lilford's wall lizard) is the source of this 26564-nucleotide messenger RNA. The record is from the annotation of a GenBank genome assembly. NCBI's taxonomy places the organism in Eukaryota, Metazoa, Chordata, Lepidosauria, Squamata, Lacertidae.